This is a messenger RNA of Wallemia ichthyophaga EXF-994, 1392 nucleotides long. RefSeq names its product Vacuolar protein sorting-associated protein 27. Gene Ontology annotation, biological process: protein targeting to vacuole; protein transport to vacuole involved in ubiquitin-dependent protein catabolic process via the multivesicular body sorting pathway. The record is from RefSeq and is a predicted model, not a curated record. The transcript has a single exon. Gene Ontology annotation, molecular function: ubiquitin binding; metal ion binding; phosphatidylinositol-3-phosphate binding. Bases 1 to 1392 code for a protein of 463 amino acids. Lineage: Eukaryota; Fungi; Basidiomycota; Wallemiomycetes; Wallemiales; Wallemiaceae. Gene Ontology annotation, cellular component: ESCRT-0 complex.
AUGGCCUCAGAAAUAGCCCCAGAAUGGACAGACAGCGAUGCAUGCUCGAGAUGCCAGAGCGUAUUUACGACAUUUAACCGUAAACACCACUGUAGAAACUGUGGCAGGGUUUUUGACAGUCUGUGCUGCCAUAAACAAUUAACGUUACCGCAUUGGGGAUACAACGAUCCAGUUAGAGUUUGUGAGGGUUGCUAUUCCCUGAUUCUCCGCGAAGGCACAAAGGCUGCUCCUCCAUCUGCCAUACGUGUUCCUCGCGGUGGUCACGACAAGGCACAGGACAAGGUACAAGAUAAUUCUCAGGAUGCAGCUGAUGCAGAUCUACUCAAAGCCAUUCAGCUCAGUUUGGCUGAGUCUGGUCACUCUUAUCAGAAUACUGGGCCUGCUAUCAACGCUAACAGGCCAGAGCCACCAGAGGAUGACGACGAUAUGAAAGCAGCUAUCGAAGCCAGUUUGAAGGAUAUGCGCAGUGCUCCUCCGGUAGCUGCAGUUGCACCUGUUAGGAGCACUUCGAGCAACCAGAAUCACACUCACAAGCCAAGCUACGAAUUAGCCACACAAGAUCGUGAUGCAAUAUUCUCAUUUGCUCAGUCCGUUCAACAGCAGCAGCAGCAGCAACAACACCAACAAUAUCCAACUCCACCCAAUCCAAACCUUGCUUACUCAGCAGAUCGCGCACUCAAUGCAAAAUCGAGAUUGUUGGCCGGAGUUAAUGAGACAGAAGCGAAAGAGCGUGUUCUGGUUGAUAUGCAUGCCAAAAUGACUGAGUCGGUGAGACUGUAUAACAGACUACUCGAGUCGCAGAUAGAGCAGCGAGAGGAACAGCAGCGGCGGGAGAGUACACCGGUGCAAAGAGCAACACCUUAUUAUUAUCAGCAGCAGCAGUAUCAGCAGCAGUACCAGCCGUACGAACAAUACCAACAAGAUGAACGCUUGCCCAGAUACAUUGCACCUCCACAACCAACUCCAAUACCAUCACUGCCAUUUGCAGCACCAUCUGCACCAUCUGCACCACUUGCACUACCAAAUGGACAAUCUGCACCUACUGCACCAUCAAGUAUACCACAGCAAUUCACAGAUACACCCACGCCAAUAGAAACACAGUCACAGUCACAGUCGCAGUCGAUAUCACCAAUUCACAAUGGCAUACCGCAGCAAAGUUAUCACCAGCAAACACCGCAACACUGGCAGCCACAACAACCACAGCAUUAUCGGCAAGAGCAGCAACCGCAACAGCAACCGCAACAACAACCACACCAACAACCAUACCAACAAGCUAAAUACAAUGCACUGGCUGGUCUACCAUCUGCGCCGUCGGAGUUGCCAGGCGAUAGAAUUAAUGAGCAUGAGAAUGAGCAACGACAGCAACAGGAAGCACUGCUGAUAGAGUUGUAG